AUGCUGAAGCAUUUUUAUCAAAUACUGGUGAUACUUUUGUCUCCAAAGGUUUUCAACCCAAUCAACUCCAACUUUUAUAUCCGCUACAAAAAACAUUUAAUUCUUGCAUUACUUUUAGCAUCUGGUUCUUAUCUAAUAUAUUUUUUCAAGUAUUCUUCAGAGUUGGAUCAUCCAACUUCUCGACCUUUACUAUCUCAAGACUAUUUUACCACUUUUAAAAUCACAUAUAAAAAAGAUAUCGAUGAUGAUCAUUUUUUAUUAGAAUUAUCCCCCAAAUAUAAAUUAUCCAAAUAUCGUCAAAAAUACCAAAAUCAGUAUAAAGAGUUAUGGAAUGGUCAUAGAAUAUGGUCUGUCGAAUUUAAACAACCGGAUAUUAUGAUUGCCAGAAAAUACACCCCUCUACCAAUUCUUCUAUCUGAAUCAAAUUCUUUAGCUCUUGAUAUUCCUGAUCUAAUUAAGUUGCAAAAUGAUGAGGAAGAUCCUGACUCCAAGAAAGGUAAGUUAUUUUUUUACAUAAAGAAAUACGAAAAUGGCGAGGUUGCCAAAUGGUUGAGCUCAAAACCUUUAGGAUCAGAGAUUGAAAUAAGAGGACCAUAUACUGAGUUUGUGUUUCCAUUUCAACCAAUUGAUAAAUACCCAUCCAGAUUUCCCUUGCUAGACUUGCCCUCAAAGGUUAACGCAGAUCCAUUUUCUGUUAAAGAGUUGAAAAUUCCCAAGCCUGAUAAUUAUGCUUUUUAUGCUGGUGGUACUGGUAUAACUCCGUUUUUACAAGUUUUAUUAUCUCAUAAUCCUCCUCAAGGGCAUGUUUUUCUUCACUAUUCUACGAAAACAAAGAAUGAAGUUCCAGAAAUCUUUGACAGAUAUCUUUAUUAUCUUGAAAAAUUAAAUAGAGUUACUUUGAAGCGAUAUAUCGAUGAUGAAAAAAAUUUUAUAAUAUCAAAAGAUAUUAACAAACCAUCUCUAAGCAAUUUUACAGGCAGAUCAUUACUCAACAAAGUUAUGAAAAAAGAAAUCUAUGACAGUGUUGAAUCAGAGGAACAAUCUUUAGGUCCUCAAGAUAUCAAGAUUUAUUCCAAUGCUUUAGCUCAAGCUGAUUAUGAGAAAAACACUGAAAAGCAAAAUCCAUCUUUAAGUAUAGUUUGUGGUCCUGAUGGCUAUAUAAAUUAUAUUUCUGGUUCUAAAACCGUUGAGUUGGAACAAGGCAAAGUUUCUGGUUUACUAAAACAAAAAGGUUGGUCAGAAAAUAAUGUUUUCAAGUUAUGA
This is a messenger RNA of Ascoidea rubescens DSM 1968, 1263 nucleotides long. RefSeq names its product oxidoreductase (gene CYC2). Gene Ontology annotation, molecular function: oxidoreductase activity. The record is from RefSeq and is a predicted model, not a curated record. Lineage: Eukaryota; Fungi; Ascomycota; Saccharomycetes; Ascoideales; Ascoideaceae. The transcript is spliced from 2 exons. Bases 1 to 1263 code for a protein of 420 amino acids.